Messenger RNA from Penicillium olsonii, 2313 nucleotides. Lineage: Eukaryota; Fungi; Ascomycota; Eurotiomycetes; Eurotiales; Aspergillaceae. The record is from the annotation of a GenBank genome assembly.
AUGGCCAUCUUAACAGAUAAGGCAGAGUCCAAAGAGACGCAGCGACCCCAAAGUCAAGCUUCUGAUGAGCGACCACCAUCAUAUUCGGCCGAACAGGCCGAGCAGCCACCGCUAGAGCUCAAGCUGAACCUGGGCUCUAUCCCUUCUUCCAGCGCUACUGUCACUCGCGACCAGUGCGUCGCCCACCUCAAAUUUCUAGCCGUGCUUGCGGAUCUGCGGGAUUCCAUCUCGGGUGAAGAUGGUCUCUUUGGGAUCUUUGAUUCAGAGGCAGAAAGAUUCCCCGAUUCGCUGAAUGAAGCACGAGCUCGUAUUCGCGAGAAGCGCUGGGCUGUGUACGUGGCACGCGCUGUUCAUCGAUACACUACCUGGUGGUCGGUUGGUCUUCCACGGUCACGACAAAUGGCAACAAUUGCGGAUUUGGAAUCUGCUGAAUACGGAGAUAUUGUGAGAUGUGAUACUCUAGUCGCUUGGAGCCAAGAGAAUCUACCCCCUCUAGAUAUUCUGAUGGUUUGGCACUCUCACUCGUUGAACCCGCGAUGCUUCCUUGAGGAUUGUAUACGAUAUGGCAAAAUGAGCACCUGGAGAACCGGGUUCCCAUGGAAAGUGAUUGACAGCUGCAUCAACAAUCAAACAAUGGAAUACACGGUCUCCGAGGAAGCACAGCAACUCUUCGAAGGCAAACUUAAGUUCAGAUGGAAUAACCUGGACGAUCCACCUGCUAAGGACGUACAAUGUCCAUACUGCAAAAAGGUCAACGCUGUGCCGUGGACAGAAGCUCGCUUUGGCGAGUCUGUCGACAAUGCAUUCAGAUUUGGCGACGGCUAUGCUGACAACAACUUUGAGGUGCAAUGCAAGGGCUGCCAACACAUCAUCGAUCAUGGCCGACUCAAGGUGGCCAAGUUCCGAAAGGACCUCCAAGCCACUCUGCACCAAAACCUGCCAAUGCCUGGCUCAUUCACCAAUCUGUAUGGAAUUCCAGAAGGCACCACGGCGGGAUACAAUAAUCCGAGAUUCCUAGCCAUGAUGUUCCCAACUCGCCUCGUCAAAGCGGCUGGGGCUGAUUUAAUGAGCUUUACGGAUGGACGAGUGGAGUGGUGCCGCGAUAUGCUUCAACUCCGGGAGAGACUCGAGACCAAGCUCAGCGAUCGAGCCAUAAUAUUCAGUGCCAAUGGAGGUGCAAACAGAAGGUUCCUCAAGCCAAUAGAGAAGGUCCACUUCCGACGAAUGAUGUCGCGGUACUGGGACAAUUUGGAUCCAUUCGCAUUGGAUCUCGUGGGUGCAGUGGUCCGACAAGGGAGCUUCGUGGAGAAGAUGGAUCAAAUCGAUUGGCUACAUUCACCCGCAGUCUUCGAGACCAUGGACCGAAUCAUCAAAAAGUACGAAGUUUUCUUCCAAAUCAUGCUGGACAACCCAAACAGCAUGGCCGUGCCCACCCUAGACGUCGACCUAGCCUGGCACACCCACCAACUCAGCCCACCCCGAUACUACAACUACAGCACCAGCGGGACCAAUUCAAAAGCCAACACCAUAACAAUGUUCAUCGACCACGACGACAAAGUCGACGAAGAAAAACUAUCAGACGGCUUCGCCUGGACAAGCAAGAUGUACCGCCGAGCCACAAACGGAGGCAUCUACAGCGAAUGCACCUGCUGGUACUGCGAAGCAACCCGAGCCCCAGACCUGUACGACCGCCUAAUCGCCGUCGGCUCAGUAUCUCGAGCCCGCGAUGCCGCAGACCAGUUACACAGCCGACCAGAUAUCUCGUCCGACCCAAACAAAAACCCUCACAUAUCAGCCCACAAUGCCGUCCGGCCAGCGAGCCUGUACGCCCCGAAAACGCGCGCCCAAACGCUCCAGUUCCUGCGCCUACAAAGCAAUCAUCAGAAGGCUGCCCGGCGUGCCGAGAAGCGUGGUCGUGCUCGCUCGGGAUCAAAGUCGAGUGAUCGAGCUCCUGUUGCUGAUCCGUAUUAUAUGCCGUAUGCUUAUGGAUUCCCGAUUAUGGUCCCUUACUAUGCUCCUUACAUGGCGGACCCUUGCAUCAACUCCGAUAUGUACGCGUGUAACCCCAGUUGCAUGAAUAUUACUGUGGGGGCCGCUGGAAAUUGUUGCGCCGGCACAUGCAGUAAGUUCUUCCUCCGAGUUUCUAGAAUCAUUGAUUGGGUUUUGACUUUUCAAAAGGCGGUAGUGCAGCUGCAGGGAGCUGCGGAGCAGGAUGUGGUGGCAGUGGAGGGUGUGGUGGUUCAGGUGGUUGUAGCGGAGGAGGCGGUGGAUGUGGUAAGUCUUGAUGAUGGUUUCACAUCAGCUGCAUACUAA